CUGGCCAUAACCGCGGACGCAGCCUUUGAGAGAAUCCCUCAAAACAUGAAGGCACCCAGCAGCAUUUUCGUCACAUUAGCGGAUAAAGACUUGAAUGCAAAAGCGCCCGCGCAAGCAGACCCCAGAGACGAAGAGAUAGCCGCACUUCGCCGUGAAUUAGCAACCGUGCAGUUAGAAAGACAAGGCUUACUAAGACCUCACGCUGACCACGAAAUUGCCGCCGUUCGUCACGGUGCCUAUCAGCCCCGACCCCCACCGUACAGAUCCAGGUCACCGCGCAGACGCAGUCCAUCACCCCCUCGCAGCCGAACCCGAAGUGCCAAUUUAAUCGAUGAUUUGUGUUGGUAUCAUCGACAGUAUGGUGAUAACGCUCGACGUUGCCGUUCACCCUGCGCCAAGCGUGGUGUAGUGGCACAGGGAAACUAGUUCGCCGGCACGUGAAUGCGGCCCACGCGUCCGGCAGCGACAAAACAGGCCGUCUGUUUUACGUCAAGGAUAGGCGCUCUCGCCUCACUUUCCUUAUCGACACAGGAGCCGAAGUGAGCGUUAUCCCUGCCAGCGCGCAUGACAAGCAUACAAAGCCCACGUACAAUCUACGGGCAGCCAACGGCUCGCCGAUAGCUUCAUACGGUCAGCGCAUGAUGAACCUAGAUUUAAAUCUCCGCAGAGACUUUCACUGGGUUUUCACGGUUGCGUCAGUACCUUUCGCAAUUAUCGGCAUCGAUUUUCUUCGCCAUUUCGGAUUGCUUGUCGACGCGGGUCGCAACAGAAUUUUAGAUGAUCAUACGAAACUAAGGGUUGAUGGCGUCCUU
Molecule: messenger RNA, 812 nt
Organism: Dicrocoelium dendriticum
Lineage: Eukaryota; Metazoa; Platyhelminthes; Trematoda; Plagiorchiida; Dicrocoeliidae
Source: the annotation of a GenBank genome assembly